Molecule: messenger RNA, 1906 nt
Organism: Cucurbitaria berberidis CBS 394.84
Lineage: Eukaryota; Fungi; Ascomycota; Dothideomycetes; Pleosporales; Cucurbitariaceae
Product: threonine synthase-like protein
Exons: 3
Coding region: 215-1858 (547 amino acids)
Biological process (GO): L-threonine biosynthetic process
Molecular function (GO): threonine synthase activity; pyridoxal phosphate binding
Source: RefSeq, a predicted model, not a curated record
AGACACAAGUCUUUCUAAUUAAUAUCUGAUGUCUUCCCGUGCAUGUAUUCGUGAGCCUGACUGGGCCGGACGCAGCUUGAGUCACUGCGAUUCCGGAGCUACACCAUUAAUAAUUCUCCCCACGGGGACCAUCACUUUACUGCUAUCUACCACGUCACCGCUUCUUGAUCUUUUUCUUUUUGUCGCGCUUGAUCAUUGAAUAGAGUUGUACAUUAUGUCGUCACACACCGCAUCGCAACGCUACCUGAGCACCCGAGGAGGAUCUUACGAUCUCUCUUUCGAGGAAGUCGUACUCAAGGGCCUCGCCCCGGAUGGCGGUCUUUUUAUCCCAGAGGAAAUCCCUGCGCUGCCCGACGAGUGGGCGUCAAAUUGGAAAGACCUCUCAUUCGAAGACCUCGCUUUCGAGAUAUUCUCUCUCUACAUCUCCCCCUCCGAGAUCCCGCCAGCCGACCUGAAAGGCAUCAUACGCCGCAGCUAUGCGACCUUCCGAGCGAAGGACAUCACACCCACCGUCACACUCGACAAGGAGAAGAAUAUACAUUUGCUAGAGCUGUUCCAUGGCCCUACAUUUGCGUUCAAAGAUGUCGCGCUCCAAUUCUUGGGCAACCUGUUCGAAUACUUCCUCGUUCGCAGAAAUCAGGGCAAAACGGGCCGUGACAGGGAACAUUUGACUGUCGUUGGCGCGACAAGUGGUGAUACUGGCUCAGCGGCCAUCUACGGCUUGCGCGGAAAGAAGGAUGUGUCCGUCUUCAUCAUGCACCCACACGGCAAGGUCAGCGCGGUUCAGGAAGCACAGAUGACAACCGUCAUGGACGCCAACGUGCACAAUCUGGCGGUGGAUGGCACAUUCGACGACUGCCAGGACUUCGUCAAGGCUCUCUUCGCCGAUCCUGAGAUCAACGCGACGCACCGCCUCGCCGCUGUCAACUCCAUCAACUGGGCCCGCAUCCUCGCGCAGAUCACCUACUUCUUCUACUCCUACUUCAACCUCAUCAAAUCCGACUCCUUCCUCCCGGCUUCUACCGUCCGCUUCGUCGUGCCGACGGGUAAUUUCGGCGAUAUCUUGGCUGGCUUCUUUGCGAAGCGCAUGGGCCUGCCGGCUGAGAAGCUGGUCAUCGCAACAAACGAGAAUGAUAUUCUACACCGAUUCUGGGAGUCGGGUAAAUAUGAGAAGAAGUCUGUACAUGGAAAAAAGGCCGAGGGCGGGCUUGUUGAGGAUGGUGUCAAGGCGCACGAGAGUGGUGUCAAGGAGACACUGAGUCCAGCUAUGGAUAUCCUUGUCUCGUCGAACUUCGAGCGGUUGCUUUGGUUCCUGGCAUAUGAUGUCUACAGCACAAACUCAGAUGCGGUUUCGCAGCGACGGAGUCAGGCUGGCGACCAUGUGCGAGGAUGGCUCAAUGAUCUAAAGUCGAAGGGUGGAUUCAGUGUCGACCAGCAGAUAUUGAAGGCGGCACAGUCAGACUUCGCGUCGUAUCGCGUCAGCGACGAAGAGACGAUCGAUACCAUCAAGUACGUCUUCAGCGCGCCGUCUUCGAAGAGCUAUGUCCUGGACCCACAUUCAGCCAUCGGUAUCGCAGCAGCACUACGCUCCGCUGAAGUCGCGAAGCCGCCAUCUGUACACCACAUUGCGCUUGCAACAGCACAUCCAGCCAAGUUCGCGAACGCAGUGGAGCUAGCACUGCCAGAGCAGAAAGCCUACUUCCAGGAGAAGGUGCUGCCGGUGGAGUUCAAGGGCUUGGAAGACAAGCCACGGCGAGUCAGCCACGUCCAAAGGUCGGACGGCUGGCAAGGUGUUCGCAAAGUCGUCAUCGCGGAAGUUGAGGUUGAAUUACAGGCCGCUGAAAGGGCAAGCAAAUAGAAGAUGCUGCGGAAAGAAAAGCAUUUCACGGGUCAGAUGUAUCGGCUU